Molecule: messenger RNA, 7631 nt
Organism: Anolis sagrei ordinatus
Lineage: Eukaryota; Metazoa; Chordata; Lepidosauria; Squamata; Anolidae
Source: RefSeq, a predicted model, not a curated record
AUAAUAAUAAUAAACCUCAGACCAUGCAUGUAUUAAUCAGCCUUCACAAUAAUAAUAACAACAAUAAUAAGGAAACACCAGUCCCUACAUCUUUUUACCAUUCCUCACUAGUAAGAAGAAGUAAAUGCUAUUCCUUGCAUGCCUUGAUCUGCUGAUUGUGGGCUAAGAGGGGAGGGCAUUGCUAAGCCUUUGCCAGAGCUGCCUGCUUGUCUCUGGCCUCAUAAAUCACCCUUCGCCUCUCUUUGUGCUUUUCUCCUCUCUGGGUUUAUUAUGUGAACGAAGGAACGAAGGAGGAAGACUUUCCACUCCUUUUUAAGACACUGGCGGAUGGAUGGAUGGAUGGAGUGUUUAUGGAGGGAGAGCUUCCAGGGGAUGCCACAGAGAUCAUUGGGGAAGUUGGAGGAGCAAUUUUGCAGCAACGCCUGGUGCAAACAUCUGGAGGAAACAGGGUCCCAGAGCCCUUCCUUUACACUCUGCACAUGCCCUGGGGACCCCCUUCCCAGGGAGCCCUCCUUCUCCAUAUUUGGCCUGUUUUUCCAUUUCUGUGGGAUGGACCUUUUCAGUGCAUCCGGAAUGCAAUAGGGAAUUCCUGGAGGAUCCUCCUUCCCUUUUUUGGGAGGUAAAAUAUUAUAGGGUCUAAUGUGUUGUUGAAGGCUUUCAUGACCUGAAUCUCUGGGUUGCUGUGAGUUUUCCGGGCAGUAUGGCCAUGUUCCAGAAGCAUUCUCUCCUGAUGUUUCGCCCACAUCUAUGGCAGGCAUCCUCAGAGGUUGUGAGGUCUGUUGGAAACUUGGCAAGUGAGGUUUAUAUAUCUGUGGAAUGGAGAGAAUGCUUCUGGAACAUGGCCAUACAGCCUGGAAAACUCACAGCAACCCUAUUAUAGGGUCUCUUUGGAAGUUUCAGGAGCAACUCAAUGGGGACCCAGUUCUAGUUCUUCCUUCUUACAAAUCGCUGCAAAACAAAAAGAAAAUCCUUUUCCAGCUUGGCCUUGCCUCCCUCUUUUGCAGUGAUCCUUUUCCCAUUUAAGGCCAAAGGGAGGCAUAUAUAUAUAUACACACACACACACACACACACAAAUUAUGGACAGGGCUUUUUUCUCAGGCUGCCUUUCCCUCGGGGCUCAAACGUUGCAUAAAUAAGGCCUAAAUAGGGAUAAAUGGAGAGACCUUUGCAAACUUUUAAUUAGGGAUUCCUGGCCAUGGAGAGAUAAGGCUCCUUUUGGGCCAUAUAUCUGCAAAUCCCCCUUUUUAAAAUGCAUGAGAAAGUAGGAAAGAGAUAGCAAAGUGAUGCAUCCUGUUUAAAGACAACACCGCCCCGCCCCAACCACCACAAAAAAAGAAUAGUUUAUAAACAGCAAAACAGAAGGAAGGUUUUCCCAAGUAUCCCAUAAAGUUUGGUCCUAAAAGGAAAGUUUAAAGAGUGAAAAGGAAUGGUUCUAAAUGUGAAUCAUGUCUCUUUAGGGUUGAUUCAAUCCUUAGGGGUGGUCCUUAUGGGUCCCUCCCCCAUCAGUGGGCUCUAUAUAGGGAAGAGGCAAAGCCCUAAAAGCCCUUGUCGCUUGUGGUGCUGCUUCCGGACUCCUUCCUGGACCUUUUCUCCUUUUUCUGGCCCCAAGUACCCUUUGACCCCUGCCAUGGCCCAGAAAGGCCCCCUGAGCGAGGAUGAGAAGUUCCUCUUUGUGGACAAGGACCCUCUGGGAGGGACGGUGGCACAGGCGGACUGGUCGGCCAAGCGCCUGGUCUGGGUCCCUUCCGAGAAGCAUGGCUUUGAGGCGGCCAGCAUCAAGGAGGAGAAGGGCGAGGAGGUGCUGGUGGAGCUCACCGAGAACGGGCGCAAGGCCACCUUCGCCAAGGAUGACAUCCAGAAGAUGAACCCCCCCAAGUUCUCCAAGGUGGAGGAUAUGGCUGAGCUCACCUGCCUCAAUGAGGCUUCCGUUCUCCACAACCUGCGUGAGAGAUACUUCUCUGGACUCAUCUAUACGUAUUCAGGCCUUUUCUGCGUGGUGGUCAACCCUUACAAGCAGCUGCCCAUAUAUUCAGAGAAGAUCGUGGACAUGUACAAAGGCAAGAAGCGGCACGAGAUGCCUCCCCACAUCUACGCCAUCGCCGACACAGCCUACCGGAGCAUGCUGCAAGAUCGAGAGGAUCAGUCCAUCCUUUGCACAGGGGAAUCCGGUGCCGGCAAAACAGAAAACACCAAGAAGGUCAUUCAGUAUUUGGCCGUGGUGGCUUCCUCCCACAAGGGCAAGAAGGACACCAGCAUCACGCAAGGGCCAUCUUUUGCUUACGGUGAAUUGGAGAAGCAGCUGCUCCAAGCAAAUCCUAUCCUGGAAGCUUUUGGAAAUGCCAAAACGGUGAAAAAUGACAAUUCUUCCCGAUUCGGCAAAUUCAUCCGGAUCAAUUUUGAUGUCACCGGCUACAUCGUGGGAGCCAACAUCGAAACCUAUUUGCUGGAGAAAUCCCGUGCCAUCCGCCAAGCCAGGGAAGAGCGGACCUUCCACAUAUUUUACUAUCUGCUUGCUGGGGCCAGUGAGCAAAUGAAGAAGGACCUGCUGCUGGAAAACUUCAACAACUACACCUUCCUCUCCAACGGAUAUGUCCCCAUUCCAUCCCAGCAAGACGAUGAAAUGUUCCAGGAGACCAUCGAAGCCAUGGCUAUUAUGGGGUUCAAUGAGGAGGAGCAGAUUGCGAUGCUGAGAGUGGUCUCCUCGGUCCUGCAACUGGGCAACAUCGUCUUCAAGAAGGAGAGAAACACUGAUCAGGCCUCCAUGCCAGACGAUACGGUGGCUCAGAAGGUGUGCCACCUGAUGGGAAUCAACGUGACAGAUUUCACGCGAGCCAUUCUUACACCAAGGAUCAAAGUUGGAAGAGACGUGGUGCAGAAAGCGCAGACCAAGGAACAGGCGGACUUUGCCAUUGAGGCCCUGGCCAAAGCCAUCUACGAGCGCCUUUUCCGUUGGAUCUUGACUCGGGUCAACAAGGCCUUGGACAAAACCAAGCGGCAAGGGGCCUCCUUCUUGGGGAUCCUGGAUAUCGCCGGCUUCGAGAUCUUUGAGAUCAACUCCUUUGAGCAGCUCUGCAUCAACUACACCAACGAGAAGCUGCAGCAACUCUUCAACCACACCAUGUUCAUCCUGGAACAGGAGGAGUAUCAGAGGGAGGGCAUCGAGUGGAACUUCAUCGACUUUGGGCUUGAUCUCCAGCCUUGCAUCGAACUGAUUGAGAGACCUAACAACCCUCCAGGCAUCUUGGCCCUUCUGGAUGAGGAAUGCUGGUUCCCCAAAGCUACCGACACUUCGCUGGUGGAGAAACUGUGUGCAGAACAAGGGAAUCACCCCAAAUUCUCGAAGCAGAAGCAGCUCAAGGACAAGACGGAGUUCUGCAUUAUGCAUUACGCGGGGAAGGUCAUCUACAAUGCGACCGCGUGGUUGACGAAGAACAUGGAUCCCUUGAACGAUAAUGUGACAGCUUUGCUCAACCAGUCUUCUGAAAAGUUUGUGGCAGAUCUUUGGAAAGAAGUGGACCGCAUUGUGGGCCUGGACCAGAUGGCCAAAAUGACCGAGAGCUCGCUGCCCAGCGCCUCCAAGACCAAGAAGGGCAUGUUCCGGACGGUGGGGCAGCUCUACAAGGAGCAGCUGACCAAGCUGAUGACCACCCUCCACAACACCAGCCCCAACUUCGUCCGGUGCAUCAUCCCCAACCAUGAGAAGAGGUCUGGGAAGCUCGAUGCCCACCUGGUGCUAGAACAGCUGCGGUGCAACGGGGUUUUGGAGGGGAUCCGUAUCUGCCGCCAAGGUUUCCCCAACAGGAUCGUCUUCCAGGAGUUCCGCCAGCGCUAUGAAAUCCUUGCUGCCAAUGCCAUUCCAAAAGGAUUUAUGGAUGGGAAACAGGCCUGCAUCCUCAUGAUGAAAGCCCUGGAGCUGGAUCCCAACUUGUACCGGAUCGGUCAGAGCAAGAUCUUCUUCCGGACGGGAGUCUUGGCCCACUUGGAGGAAGAGCGGGACCUCAAGAUCACUGACGUCAUCAUCACCUUCCAGGCCCAGUCCAGGGGAUACCUGGCCAGGAAGGCUUUUGCAAAGAGGCAGCAGCAAUUGACGGCCAUGAAGGUCAUCCAGAGGAACUGUGUGGCUUACCUGAAGCUGCGGAACUGGCAAUGGUGGAGACUCUUCACCAAAGUGAAGCCACUGCUUCAAGUGACCCGUCAGGAGGAAGAGAUGCAGGUCAAAGAUGAGGAGCUCAAGGCAGUGAAGGAGCGGCAAAUCAAGACGGAGAGCGAACUCAAAGAGCUGGAGCAGAAACACAGCCAGUUGACCGAAGAGAAGAACCAACUCCAAGAGCAGCUGCAGGCUGAGACGGAGCUGUACGCCGAGGCGGAGGAGAUGCGGAUUCGUCUGGCGGCCAAGAAGCAGGAGCUGGAGGAGAUCCUGCACGAAAUGGAGGCCCGGAUCGAGGAGGAGGAAGAGCGUGGGCAGCAGCUGCAGACCGAGAAGAAGAAGAUGCAGCAGCAGAUGCUGGAUCUGGAGGACCAGCUGGAAGAAGAGGAAGCCGCCCGGCAGAAACUGCAGCUGGAGAAAGUGACGGCGGAAGCCAAGAUCAAGAAGCUGGAGGAUGACAUCUUGGUGAUGGACGACCAGAACAUCAAGCUCACUAAGGAGAGGAAGCUGAUGGAGGAGCGUAUCAGUGACUUGACCACCAACCUGGCGGAGGAGGAGGAGAAGGCCAAGAACCUUACCAAGUUGAAGAACAAACACGAGUCUAUGAUCUCAGAGCUGGAGGUGCGGUUGAAGAAGGAGGAGAAGGGCCGCCAGGAGCUGGACAAGGCCAAGCGGAAGCUGGAGGGCGAGGCCAGUGACCUCCACGAGCAGAUCGCUGACCUCCAGGCCCAGAUUGCGGAACUCAAGGCCCAGCUGGCCAAGAAGGAGGAGGAGCUGCAAGCCGCACUGGCCAGGCUUGAAGAUGAAAUGGGACAGAAGAACAACGCCUUGAAGAAAAUCCGGGAGUUGGAGGCCCACAUCUCAGACCUCCAGGAGGACCUGGACUCAGAGCGGGCAGCCCGGAAUAAGGCCGAGAAGCAAAAGCGGGACCUGGGUGAGGAGCUGGAAGCCCUCAAGACGGAGCUGGAGGACACCCUGGACAGCACCGCCACCCAGCAGGAACUCAGGGCCAAGAGGGAGCAGGAAGUGACUGUCCUGAAGCGGGCGCUGGAGGAGGAGACGCGAACCCAUGAAGCCCAGGUCCAGGAGAUGCGACAGAAGCACACGCAGGCCGUGGAGGAGCUGGCAGAGCAGCUGGAGCAAUUCAAGCGGGCCAAAGCCAACCUGGACAAAACCAAGCAGGGCUUGGAGAAGGACAACGCUGACCUCAGCAACGAGGUCCGGUCGCUCAACCAGGCCAAGCAGGAAGUGGAGCACAAGAAGAAGAAGCUGGAAGGGCAACUCCAGGAACUGCAGACCAAGUUCGCAGAAGGAGAACGGGUCCGGACGGAGCUGGGAGAAAAAGUCAACAAGCUACAGGUGGAAGUGGAGAAUGUGACGGGGCUUUUGAGUGAGGCCGAAAGCAAGACCAUCAAGCUGAACAAGGAUGUCUCGACCCUGAGCUCCCAGCUGCAGGACACUCAGGAGCUUCUCCAAGAAGAGACGCGGCAGAAGCUCAACUUGUCCACUAAACUUCGCCAAAUGGAGGAUGAGAAGAACAGCUUGCAGGACCAACUGGACGAAGAGAUGGAGGCCAAGCAGAACCUGGAGCGGCACAUUUCCACCCUCAAUGUCCAGCUGUCAGACUCCAAGCGGAAGCUGCAGGAAUACGUGGCCACUGUGGAAAACAUGGAGGAAGGCAAGAAGCGGCUGCAGAAGGAGGUUGAGGGCCUGACGCAUCAAUUUGAGGAGAAGGCGGCCUCCUACGACAAGCUGGAGAAGACCAAGAACCGCCUGCAGCAGGAGCUGGACGACCUGGUGGUGGACCUGGACAACCAGCGGCAGAUGGUCUCCAACCUGGAGAAGAAGCAGAAGAAGUUCGACCAGAUGCUAGCAGAGGAGAAGACCAUCUCCUCUAAGUUUGCGGAAGAGCGGGACCGUGCUGAGGCCGAGGCUCGGGAGAAGGAGACCAAGGCCCUGUCCUUGGCGCGAGCCCUGGAGGAGGCCCUGGAGGCCAAGGAGGAGCUGGAAAGGGCCAACAAGGCCUUGCGGGCUGAGAUGGAGGACCUAGUCAGCUCCAAGGAUGACGUCGGGAAGAACGUCCACGACCUGGAGAAGUCCAAGCGGGCACUGGAGCAGCAGGUGGAGGAGAUGAAGACGCAGCUGGAAGAGCUGGAGGAUGAGCUCCAGGCCACGGAGGAUGCCAAGCUGCGGCUGGAGGUCAACAUGCAGGCCCUCAAGGGGCAGUUCGAGCGCGACCUCCAGGCUCGGGAUGAGCAGAACGAGGAGAAGCGUCGCCAGCUCCAGAAGCAGCUCCACGAAAUGGAGGUGGAACUGGAGGAUGAGCGGAAGCAGCGGGGUUUGGCUGCUGCAGCCAAGAAGAAGCUGGAGGUGGACCUCAAGGACCUGGAGGGUCAGGUGGACUCAGCCAACAAGGGCCGGGAGGAGGCCAUCAAGCAGCUACGGAAACUGCAGGCCCAGAUGAAGGACUUCCAGCGGGAGCUGGACGAUGCCCGGGCCGCGAGGGAAGAGGUCUUUGCCACGGCCAGAGAGAACGAGAAGAAGGCCAAGAACCUGGAGGCCGAGUUGAUGCAGCUCCAGGAGGAUUUGGCGGCCGCAGAACGGGCCAAGAAGCAAGCGGAGCAAGAGAAGGACGACUUGGCAGAAGAGCUGGCCAGCGCCACUUCGGGCAGGACCAGCCUGCAGGACGAGAAGCGCCGUUUGGAGGCCAGGAUCUCGCAGCUGGAGGAAGAGCUGGAGGAGGAGCAGGGCAACAUGGAGGCCAUGAGCGACCGCUUCCGGAAGGCCGUCCAACAGUCGGAGCAGCUGAGCAAUGAACUGGCCUCAGAGCGGGCAGCGGCGCAGAAGAACGAGAGCGGGCGGCAGCAGCUGGAGCGGCAGAACAAGGAGCUGCGGUCCAAGUUGCAGGAGAUGGAGGGGGCUGUCAAGUCCAAGUUCAAGGCCACCGUCACGGCCCUCGAGGCCAAGAUCGCACAGCUGGAGGAACAGCUGGAGCAGGAGGCCAGGGAAAAGCAGACAGCCACCAAGACCCUGCGGCAGAAAGACAAGAAGCUCAAGGAGGUUUUGCUUCAGGUGGAGGAUGAGAGGAAGCAGGCGGAGCAAUACAAAGACCAGGCUGACAAAGGCACCGCCCGGGUGAAGCAGCUGAAGCGGCAGCUGGAGGAGGCAGAGGAGGAAGCCCAGCGCAUCAACGCCAGCCGCCGGAAGCUACAGCGGGAGCUGGAUGAAGCCACCGAGGGCAGCGAGGCUUUGGGCCGGGAGGUGGCCGCCCUCAAGAACAAGCUCAGACGGGGCAACGAGCCCUCCGCCUCCUCUUUUGCCCCAUCCAGACGGUCCGGCGGAGGAGGAGGAGGGAGGCGCACCAUCGAAAACGCAGCUGGAGAAGGCUCAGAGGACGACACCGAUGCAAAAGACGGGGACUUCAACGGCACCAAGGCCGAGUGAGGGCCCUCUGAAGGCCAUCCAAACGGACCCCACACCAAAA